AUGCUGGCUUUGGAGAAGGCCGGGUCGUUAUUCACUGGUUGGAUACGAUCAUGCUUGACAUGUCUACCAGGCGAGGAUGGUUGUCAACCUAGAAAAGCUGGGAACGGCGUUGAACGGGAGAUGAAAAUAUGCCACACUCAACCACACCUUGUCCCACCCAUGAAGCUGGUGGUAUACGAUGACAUCCGCAGUCCAAGUGUCCAUCAACAUCGAAACUCAUUGUCGUCAUGGUUCAACGACAGCCGGAACUUGGCCUCGCGAGCCUCUAACCGGGCAAGCAUGUCUUUGAAACGAUCCUCAACCACCCCGUUGAAGAUCGGCGCACCUUCAGACUUUCGCAGAGUGCAAUCCUUCCACGAUCAUCAGCCAAAGUCAUUCCAUCCAAACCCGCCACUAACAUAUCAACCAUUGGACCUCCGCAUUCAUCGAUCAGGCAAUCGAUUGUCUGACUUACCUUCAUUCGAAGCCUUCCAACUAUACGAGGGGCCCCAGCGCAAGACCCUACCGGUGCCCCCUCGUGCCCUCACAACUUCAACCGGCGUUCGAGAUCAAAAGGCAUUUGUAGUCUCUCGCAAGCCAGUCGGAUCCCAGAAACGCCGAUCACUUGGAAACAUGGAGACUCUCCGCGUCGAAGAGCCCGCUCGCACAGCUAGUACUCUGGUGCCGCAUUUCUCCAAGGUCACUCGCAUCGAGACACCUGUUCCAGAAGCUCAGGCAGCAUCUCCAGUCCAUGGCAGGUCAAAAUCGGAAGGGACCACGCUUACAUCGAACACCCCAUGGCAAAACGACGCAAGCACCAGCCAACCCUGGGGAAGAGUACCUCGAACUCCACCUGCACCCAAGAGCUUGUACACAGAAUCACCGGAUACAUCUCCAUCCAAGUACUCAGCGACGUACAAGAACAGUCCUUCGUCGGGCAGCUCGCGAACUGUGCCAUCACAAUUCUCAUCACCACGCCAUCCCUCCAUUCCACUCCCCGAGAACCGAAACACGAUCGAUCCAGUCCCUUCCUCUCUUUCCAACCGCGUGACUCAAUGGAUGUUCCCUACCCCCACCAAGCCCUCUACACCCCCGAAGCAAUCCUUCCUGCCCGGCGAGAACGGGUUUAAUUGGGAGCGGGCCCGCACAAUGAGCGGCACCACACUUGCAUCGACUACCACGACCAUCACUGGCGGCCCAAGAGCACGGAACAAUAGCUCCAUCUCUAGUGCCUUCUCUAGUGCUAUCACUCCCCGCACCUCAUUCCAGGUCUCCUCGUCCCCUGCAGAAAAGGAGGUUGACUCUGGCGUCUGUUACCCGACCAUCUUUGAGGGCCAGCAGCAACACCAUAAGCUCUCUUCGUAUCGCGAUAAUGAACAUAUGCGGUACCACGAGUCUACUAGUAUUGGGGUGGCGUUUUGA
Penicillium hordei is the source of this 1401-nucleotide messenger RNA. RefSeq lists its product as uncharacterized. The record is from RefSeq and is a predicted model, not a curated record. The coding region runs from base 1 to 1401 and encodes 466 amino acids. The transcript has 2 exons. NCBI's taxonomy places the organism in Eukaryota, Fungi, Ascomycota, Eurotiomycetes, Eurotiales, Aspergillaceae.